Molecule: messenger RNA, 1647 nt
Organism: Notodromas monacha
Lineage: Eukaryota; Metazoa; Arthropoda; Ostracoda; Podocopida; Cyprididae
Source: the annotation of a GenBank genome assembly
UGAAUACAUAAACCAAGCCACUGUCAUUUUCCAGGGACAGUGUGACCCUGAGUCUUCUUUAGUGCACAAUGUUCUUGCUUCUUGUGUUUGCAGCAGCUGGUGCUUGUCAUCUGGUGGCAGGCCAGCAGUGUUCAAUUCCCAAUGAGGACAAGAUAGACUGUGGUUUUGUUGGCUCCAAUCAGCAGUCAUGUGAGGCUGAUGGAUGCUGCUGGCAACCUGUUGAUCCCAACCCUUCAAAUGCACCAUGGUGCUUCAAGGAUGCCAGUUUUGUGGAUCCAUGCACUGAAUUUCUGUGGUCUGCUGAUGGGCCUGGCUUUGAUGAUGCCACUUAUGACAUCAUGUACACAAACUACUUGUCUCAGCUCAACAUUCUGGGCUCUGGAGCUGUUGUUGCUGCUCCAGAUGAGGGAACACCAGGAGGAUCUUAUUACUGGCAUUGGAUGAGAGAUGCUGGAUUGAGUAUCAAGGCAUGGCUAGACAUCAAUGAAAAUGACUAUUCAGUUGUUCAAGAAGAGGUUGGAGCUUAUGCCUUGUGGGUGGAAAAAGUUCAGCACAAAGUUGACCCAAAUGGCAUAGAUGUCAGGAUUGAACCCAAGUUUAGUAUCCCUGAUGGGGAACCUUACACUGGGGGAUGGUGCAGACCUCAAACUGAUGGACCUGCUUUGAGGGCAAUGGCACUGUCAAAGUGGGGCAUGAUUCUGGAGAAUGCAGGACAAGGGGACCCAGCACACAUCUUUGACCUGGUGAAGUUUGACCUUGAAUGGGUCCAGGCUAACUGGCAGUCUGAGGGAUGUGACCUGUGGGAAGAAGUCAGGAGCACAGAUUUCUACUUCAAUAGGAUGGCUUAUGUGUAUUCCCUCAAUGUAGCUGCUGACUUUGCUGACACGCUUGGAGCUCCUGAAGCUUCAACAUACAGGGCUCUGGCAGAAACAAUCAAGACAACAGCAGCAGCACACUGGAGGUCUGCAGAAGGGUACAUCUAUGAGUCAGAGAACAGACCAUAUGAUGGAGCAGUUAUCCACUCCAUUGCAACCUUUGGAGAGUUCCUGUUUCCACCAGAGUCUCCUGAGGGAGCAUCAACUGUGGCUUUCUUAGCCAAGAAAUUCUGCCGAGAAUAUCCCAUCAAUCAGGCUGAUAAUGAGGCAGGGGUUCCUGGAGUCCUCAUAGGAAGAUAUCCUGGUGACCAGUAUGCAGGAGGAAACCCUUGGCAAUUGUUGACUGCAGUCACAGCUGAGUUCUUCUACCUAGGAGGUCAAGCAACUCUGAAGAAAAUUCAACAGAAGGGAAAUGACUAUGUUUUGGAUCCAGUAGAAAACAAGGAAUGGCUCAAACUGCUUCAGAUAAACACCAAGAUUUCAGCAUUGGAUUUUGCCAAGGCACAAUCAGGAGCUGGUGAUGCAAUCAUGAACAGAAUGUGGGAAUAUGUGAAGAAUGAUGGGGGUCGCAUGGAUGAACAGAUUGACAAGAACACUGGUGCUCAAGCAUCUGCAGAAAGCCUCACCUGGUCCUAUGCCAACAUUCUUCAUGCUAUCCACACCAGGCGACAGUUUGUCAAACUCCUCAAUGAUUUGAAGCUAUGAGAAAAUGACCCAUAUUUUGCAUUCUUCUAUGUGAAUUCAUUUUCUGAAAGUAAAAAUACAUCUUCAU